Metarhizium acridum CQMa 102 is the source of this 1692-nucleotide messenger RNA. RefSeq lists its product as uncharacterized. Gene Ontology annotation, molecular function: toxin activity. NCBI's taxonomy places the organism in Eukaryota, Fungi, Ascomycota, Sordariomycetes, Hypocreales, Clavicipitaceae. The record is from RefSeq and is a predicted model, not a curated record.
AUGAGGGCAAAUCUCCGGGCCUUCAUAAUCACCCUGGCACUGCUUCUUGGGCUUUGUCAGAGCCAGCUUGACCCAAGGCGCAGUAUCGAGAGAGCGCUGGACCGCCGCCAAGCCGGCGAUUUUGAUGCCGAAUUCCCAGAAUACGUCUACCGCGGCGAGACGGGGAGGAGCCCAGCAGACGUCGAGGAGGACGGGGGUUUUUAUUCGCGAGGCUUGCAGAAGCAACGAGCGAGCAUUUCACUCUCUGCCGUCGAGUUACAACAAGGCAGCAGCCUAUUUCAUCAUGCGGCAGGGGAAACGGCCGAAUUUACACGUUACGUCUCGACAAGUGCUGAUCCCGGCGUGGGACUCACGUUCGCUAUCAACGAUGACGUGCCCGAGCAGAAGGGUUACAUCUACAGGAUUCACACUGAUAAACGAAUGGUGGACGUAAACAGGUCUCUUGGGAAAUACUCACCUUAUCCCGCGCAAAAGGAGCAUGCGGCUAUUGGCUUCAUCUCAUAUGAGCAGAUUGAAGGCUGGUGGGAAGUCACCUACAACAACGACUUUUCCGACCCAAAAGUCGGCAAGGAAAGUCAAGAGAGGCUACGACAGGGCAAGUUUAAGGGGUUCAAGAAGAACCCCAAGUUCAACAAGAGUACUUUCCAAAAGCUACGAGGCGCCGGCGCGGCACCACAGCUUGCUGGGUUCCCUCGCCUCUCCCCUGCAUGGCAGGAUGACACGUGGAGGGUAUUCAAGACACAGGCAGUAGAGAAGAAUCUAGACGAAUUGAUAAGCUCCAUAUGCGCCGACAAGUCGGCCAAGAGAGACGUGAAUUGCAUGGCGCGGCUCGGCCAUCAGGAAAGCACCGGUCCUGCCAGGCCAAAAAACCCCAAGAAACCUUCAAUCCCUCCCGGCUCCGACGGCAAGAGGCCAAAGUCCAAGGUGAACGACAAGCGUCCGAUUUACAAGUCGAGCAGAAUCCGGGUGACUAAGGCUGUGGGCAAGGCCGCUGCUUUUUCUCUUAUACUGCCGUACGCAAGAGACUUGCUCGAGGCGAUCAAGCAGUGGGAUAACCCUAUCGGGGCGGCUGUUCGCUGGUUUGACGACACAAUAGCUUCUGUCCAGGAGGCCAUCGGGGGAUCCUCACGCGAUGACAUCUACGGAAACGAUCUCAAAGCCAAGAUUAUAUGCGCAUUAAAAGGAGGGCUAGAGAGCGAGACGAUCGAAGGGCGGAAGAGCCAUUUCUGCACCCCUACAGUGGAUGAAUUCACGGAGAGUCUUGAGAGGGACUUUAAAGAGGGCAAGAUUGACGAGCUUAUUAGGAUUUGUAAAGGCGUCGACGUAUAUACCGGUGGUGAUCCGCACGUUUGGCGGUGGUCUCAGAGGCGCUGCGAGGCACUUCAUCGCACUAAUGAAUACGCAGAGCGAAUGUGGGAGAUGGGGCUUACUGAGCUCUUGGAUUCUUGUGCUAAACUUGAGACUGACCCCCCCGAGAAUGAGGAUCUUCGAAUCAAGUUGGAGGAUCACUGUAUCGCGUUCCAAGCAGGAGUAGAAAAGGCGGAAAGGGCUGCAAGGAUCCCCGUCGUGGGGAUCCCAAAAAUUACAGCAGGAAGAUGCAAGUGUGACGCCUACCAUUUACAACCAUUUAGCGAUCACUGCGGGAGGAUAUGUCGAGCGUCGUAUGUCUUGGGCGGUUGGGGCGCUCUGUAA